Fusarium poae is the source of this 603-nucleotide messenger RNA. RefSeq lists its product as uncharacterized. The coding region runs from base 1 to 603 and encodes 200 amino acids. The transcript is spliced from 2 exons. The record is from RefSeq and is a predicted model, not a curated record. Lineage: Eukaryota; Fungi; Ascomycota; Sordariomycetes; Hypocreales; Nectriaceae.
AUGUGCGAACGAAAAACCAACAAAUACGUCUGCAACCGUUGUUCCAACUUCAUCUACAUCAGCAAGCCCAGAGAAACCGUAUGCCAGCGGAAGCUCUCGGAUAAGGUUUGCGGUCGACUUGAACAUAUCGAAAUCGUCAAAUGCGAGCCUGCCCUCUGCACCCGAUGUGCCGCAUUCCCCAACUGCCAUCUUUCGUUUACUGGCAAACCCGACAUUUCUCCCACAUCGGAACACAAUGUUGUUCGAAACUUCAAGUCUUUUAUGAACAAGAAGCCUAAAGACCUUUACAUUCGUGAAUCUACUAUCCAAAAGACUAGGAAGACGUACUUGGCCGGUGCGAUCGACCCAGCGCAGGAAGAGCGUAACUUUCUUCUCAAUCAAAUGCUCUCUUGUCGACUUAAACGUCCUAUCGAGUUGAUGAAGAUCAAAGGACCCGCGGAAGAGGCUACCAAGGAGGCCAACGAGGAAGCCAAGCAAGAACCACAAGACAAGUCCAAGACAGAGCCCAAGGGGGAUCCCGACAAGAAUACCAAGAACGAGCCCGAGCAAAAGGCCAAAGAGGAGGCCGAGAAGAAGGAAUCCGAAGACGAUGCCAACAAAUAA